ACCAAAGAAGAGAGGCCUGUGAAGCGACGAAGCGAGAGACGGCGAUGGCGAACGGCGAUGCGGUGGUGGACCUCCGAUCAGCGGCGGAUGCGGUGUCGGUGGAGGAGGACGAUGCCUCUGCGGCGCCGCUUCACCAGGUCGAGAGCCUCUGCAUGCGCUGCGGCGAGAACGGCAUCACGAGGCUUCUCUUAACUCGGAUUCCGCACUUCAGAGAGCUGAUUUUGAUGGCGUUUGAGUGUCCUCAUUGCAACGAGAGGAAUAAUGAAGUUCAGUUUGCUGGUGAAAUCCAGCCUAAAGGUUGCAUUUUCCGCCUGCAGGUUCCGGCUGGUUGUUCUGAGAUGCUCAAUCGGCAAGUUGUUAAGUCUGAUUCUGCGACCAUUAAGAUUCCAGAAUUGGAUUUUGAGAUUCCUCCAGAAGCUCAGCGUGGCACUCUUUCCACUUUGGAAGGGAUACUCAUGAGAGCAGCAGAUGAAUUACAGGCUCUUCAAGAGGAACGCAAGAAGGUGGAUCCUAUGACAGCUGAAGCUAUUGACCAGUUCUUGUUAAAAUUGAGAUCUGUUGCAUCUGGAGAAGCAACAUUUACAUUUAUUCUUGAUGAUCCAGCGGGAAAUAGUUUUAUUGAGAACCCUUAUGCUCCAUCCAUGGAUUCAUCACUCUCCAUCCAUUUUUAUGAACGGACUCGUGAGCAGCAAGAAUCACUGGGGUUUCUUGCUGAACCAGCCACCGGUGAGGAGACUUCAACCGCGGAUGAUAACCUUCCUCUUGAUGGAGUGCAUAGGGGGCCUCAUGGUUCUGUUGGAGCUAUUGCUGGUCGUCGUGCAAUUGCUCAGUGCAACAGUGAUGAAGUUGCUGCUGCCUUUUGUAGAUAUUCAGCACCAGAAGAGGUUGACACUCUUCCGUCAUCAUGUGGUGCUUGUGGGACGGCAUGCGUGACUCGUUUUUACUCAACUAAUAUUCCAUAUUUCCGGGAGGUUAUUGUUAUGGCGACUACAUGUGAUAUGUGUGGUUACCGAAGCUCUGAGUUAAAGGCUGGUGGUGAGAUUCCUAAAAAGGGCAAGAGGAUUACUGUAAGUGUGAAGAACAAGGGAGAUCUUAGUAGAGAUGUGAUAAAGGCUGAUACUGCUUCUGUCAAAGUUCCUGAGGUCGAAUUGGAGCUUACAAGUGGCACAUUAGGCGGCAUUGUCACAACAGUGGAGGGGUUGAUUACUAAAAUUAGUGACAACCUUGAGAGAGUACAUGGAUUUAGUUUGGGUGAUAGUACUGAUGACUGGAAAAAGAAGAAGUGGCAUGACUUCAAAUUACGGCUAACCAAGCUUCUAGAGGUGGUGGAACCUUGGACUUUGAUUAUUGAUGAUGCGAUGGCAAGUUCUUUUGUCUCACCUGUCACAGACUCUAUAGAAGAUGAUGCUCAACUGAUUGUUGAGGAGUAUGAGAGAUCUUGGGAGCAGAAUGAGGAAUUAGGCCUCAACGACAUGGACACAUCUUCUGCAGAUCAUGCUUACAAUACAAACUCAGUUUAAUCUAUUAAGUCAAUUUAUUUUUGUUGUAACAUGUACUCUAGUGGUCUCAUUUAUUUUGUAUUUUUUUAAUUGGUCUCAUUAAUUUUUUUCCCAAGAUCAUUCAAACACAAAGUAGACCAGUGACAUAAACAGUCUUGUCUUUUUUCGUUUUUUUUUCCCCAUUUUUUUGCUUGGUACUGUAAAGACUUCCGUUUAGACAACCUUGAACUUUUGGCUUUCUUUUAUCUGCAUAUUCACAUACAGAUCUGAAAAGUAAUCAUACGUGUUGGAACUA
Messenger RNA from Dioscorea cayenensis subsp. rotundata (Guinea yam), 1794 nucleotides. RefSeq names its product zinc finger protein ZPR1-like. Gene Ontology annotation, molecular function: zinc ion binding. Lineage: Eukaryota; Viridiplantae; Streptophyta; Magnoliopsida; Dioscoreales; Dioscoreaceae. The record is from RefSeq and is a predicted model, not a curated record. The transcript is spliced from 16 exons. Gene Ontology annotation, cellular component: nucleus; cytoplasm. The coding region runs from base 45 to 1520 and encodes 491 amino acids.